This is a messenger RNA of Carica papaya (papaya), 2470 nucleotides long. RefSeq names its product NAD(P)-binding Rossmann-fold superfamily protein (gene AN). Gene Ontology annotation, molecular function: NAD binding. Gene Ontology annotation, biological process: microtubule cytoskeleton organization. The record is from RefSeq and is a predicted model, not a curated record. NCBI's taxonomy places the organism in Eukaryota, Viridiplantae, Streptophyta, Magnoliopsida, Brassicales, Caricaceae.
UCAGUUCCUAGUUGCGGACAUUUCAACCUCUACCGUCUCUCUCCUCAACUUCAGGAGAUCAAUUGUGGAAGCAGCAAUCCGAAAAAGUGAACAAAACGACGUAGCAUCAGGAUCAACACUUGCACCCAAGCCAUAGAUGCUCUCCUACCCUUCCUUGUCCGGAUUCGGCCCUCAAAAUGCCCAAAAUUACAACGUUAAGCCCUAACCACCACCAUAACCACCGUCUCUGUAACGCCCUCAGUCUUCUUCGACGCAGAGAAACAACUUAGUUUACGAGCAUCAGAUCCUCUGCAACAAUGCCCCACCGUAACACCCCUGCACCCGCACUCCCUUCGGUUGUCACCCUCAACUGCAUCGACGAUUGCGCUCUUGAGCAAGACUCUCUAGGCGGCGUUGCAUCCAUCGAGCACGUCCCACUCAGUCGCCUAGCCGAUGGCAAGAUCGAGGCAGCCUCCGCUGUUCUCCUCCAUUCUCUCGCGUUCCUUCCACGUGCCGCUCAGCGCCGACUCCACCCCUACCAGCUUAUUCUCUGCCUCGGCUCUGCUGACCGCGCUGUCGACUCUGCCUUGGCUGCCGACCUCGGUCUCCAGCUCGUCCAUAUUGAUACCUCCCGAGCCGAGGAGAUCGCGGAUACUGUAAUGGCGCUUAUCCUCGGCUUGCUCCGUCGAACUCACCUGCUCUCACGCCACGCACUCUCGGCUUCGGGAUGGCUUGGCUCGGUGCAGCCGCUUUGUCGAGGAAUGAGACGAUGUCGCGGACUGGUUUUGGGGAUCGUUGGUAGAUCUGCUUCAGCUCGAUCAUUGGCUUCGAGGAGCCUGGCUUUCAAGAUGAGUGUGCUUUAUUUUGAUGUUCAAGAGGGAAGUGGAAAAGUAAGUAGGUCUCCUAUAAUAUUUCCAUCUGCUGCCCGAAGAAUGGAUACUCUUAAUGAUCUAUUAGCAGCAAGUGAUCUAGUUUCCCUUCACUGUGCUCUGACAAAUGAAACAGUUCAGAUUAUUAAUGCAGAUUGCUUGCAGCAUAUAAAGCCUGGGGCAUUUCUUGUAAAUACAGGUAGCAGUCAGCUAUUGGAUGAUUGUGCUGUGAAACAGCUUCUAAUUGAUGGCACUUUAGCUGGCUGUGCCUUGGAUGGUGCUGAGGGGCCACAAUGGAUGGAAGCAUGGGUCAGGGAGAUGCCCAAUGUAUUGAUACUUCCACGGAGUGCAGAUUACAGUGAGGAAGUAUGGAUGGAGAUUAGAGAAAAAGCCAUAUCCAUCCUACAGUCAUUUUUCCUUGAUGGGAUUAUUCCCAAGAAUACUGUUUCUGAUGAGGAGGAAACCGAAGUGGGUGAUGAAAACGAUCAAUUUGACAAGCAAGAUAGAGGGUGCAUACCACAAGUGUCCAUGAGUGCGCACUUGACAAAUGAUAUUCAAGUUAGUCCUGAAAGCUCACAGAAAAAGGGCACAAUUCAAUCAAAGGAAUCUCCUAGUCAGCAUCAGGGUUCAGUUUUAUCUCAAAGCACUGGAACUAAAUCUGAUGGAAGGCGUAGCAGGUCAGGAAAAAAGGCUAAAAGGAGGCACGCUCGUCAGAAAUCUCAACAAAAGUCUGAUUCUGUGUUAGAAAAAGAAAGUACUUCACAACGAGAAGAUGAUACUGCCAUGAGUGGCACUGAUCAAGCAUUAACUUCAAGUUCACGGUGUGCUUCUCCUGAAGAUUCAAGAAGUAGGAAAACACCAAUAGAAGUGACUCGAGAAUCAACUUCUGAUCAGCUUCUAAAGGUGAGCAAGAAGCUCGGUGGAAAGUCUAUUGAGCUGCCAAAGGAUGGGUAUGUAAUUGCUUUGUAUGCAAGAGACAAUUCUGCCCUUCAUGUAUCCAGGCAAAGAGUUAAAGGUGGUGGUUGGUUCCUUGAUACCAUGUCUAAUGUAACAAAACGAGAUCCUGCCGCGCAAUUCCUUGUUGUUUACAGAAACAAGGAAACCAUUGGUUUGCGUUCUUUUGCUGCUGGUGGAAAAUUAUUGCAGAUUAAUAGAAGGAUGGAAUUUGUAUUUGCAAGUCACAGCUUUGAUGUUUGGGAGAGUUGGACGUUGGAAGGUUCUUUGGAGGAAUGCCGGCUGGUCAACUGUCGGAAUCCCCUGGCUGUUUUGAAUGUGAGCAUUGAGAUUCUGGCAGUGACAGGGGAAGAUGACGGUGUUAUGCGUUGGCUAGAAUAGGUUGUGAUAGAGUUCAUAAGCAUUAACCUUUUCUUCCUCAUUGCAUUUGUUAUGUUAGGGUUGUAUUUGUGCGAAAACAAUUUGUAAAGGGUUCUUUUUUCUUCUCUUCUGCUGCUUUCCCCUAUUUCACUGUUAGCGAUUUUGUGAAGCAUCAUCAUCAUCAUCUUAUCACUCAAUUUGUGUUUGAGGGUGGGUUUGGUGUCUAGAUGAAGUUGAUGUACUUUAGGGUGUACGAGAGAUUUUCUAUUUGUUUCUUCAUAUGUAUUUGUCUGUUUUACUUCUGCUCA